AUGAACAGCUCACAACGUCGCAGCAUCAUGUUUGGCGAGAAAGCGGUCAUCGAGAUGGAUAUCGAUCCGUUCGUUUCGAAUCUAGACACUCCCGCCGAUAUCAAAGUGCCAACGACCGUUUCCAAGUGAGUUGUUUAGUAAGUGUGUGGAAAUAAUGAUGAAAGGCUUUUCCCCUGAAAAGAAGGCAAACAAAUGAAAAUGAUUGUUAUUCUUCAGAUACGUCACUCCAAUUCUGCCUCAGCAAGGAGCAGCUGUGACCACCAUUUCAAAAGCAAAGGCCGCCGAGAAAAAGGUUCAGAAGGACGACGAGAAAAAAGAGAAGUGAGUAAUUUUCACCUUUUGCACACGUCACUGCUCAUUUUGGCAUGAAGUUUAGAAUAAUGAAAAGGCUCUUGGUGAAUUAGACAGGUCACCGUAGACAGGUAGUUUUUCUGAGAAAAAAAAGAUAUAAAUUACGAGACAGGUGAAAGUUUUCAAAUGCUAACCCGACUAUUUUCGUUUUUCUUCUCGAAAAUAAAGCCAAUGUUACACUUGUUCUACAUUUUGCCAGACGAUUCAGAAAAUGUCAGCCAAUUUCUGACAUUUUAUCAACAACAAAAAAUCCGUAAACAAUUGAGUCCGGUCACGGGACGUUACUGUAGACUUUUGUCGGAAUUCAGAGGUUUUUUAGAUUUGUGGUGCGGGCUAUGGGUCAACUUUUCAAUUUAUAAUGUACAAAUGGAGUUGUCAACAACUUGUAAUUGUUGCUUGGAAAACCUGAAAAUAGGUCAUUUUCUCUGAAAUGUUUCAAAGUUUUUAAACUCUUCCUGACCAGGCACACUUUUGACAAGUCAGGCAAAGAUAUUUCCCAUGACUCUCACAAGCCUUCCAUAGAAGUAUAAUUUCAGUGACGCAAGUGAAAUCGAAGAGCCGGUCGCCAAGAAGAAACGCUAA
Messenger RNA from Caenorhabditis sp. 36 PRJEB53466, 933 nucleotides. The record is from the annotation of a GenBank genome assembly. NCBI's taxonomy places the organism in Eukaryota, Metazoa, Nematoda, Chromadorea, Rhabditida, Rhabditidae.